Nerophis lumbriciformis (worm pipefish) is the source of this 1494-nucleotide messenger RNA. Lineage: Eukaryota; Metazoa; Chordata; Actinopteri; Syngnathiformes; Syngnathidae. The record is from RefSeq and is a predicted model, not a curated record.
AUGGAGGCGGGCUCGGAGGUUACGGAGAACAUCGCGUUCCGGGGAGUGGAGUUUGCCGUGAAGGUAGAGGUGGAUAACGGUGUUCUGCUGGUAGAAAUCUCUGAUUCAAAAACAGCAGAUCAAUGGAAAGGAGAAUUUGAUCCAGCGUACAUCGAAGACCUGACACGGAAAACCGGCAACUUCAAACAGUUUCCCAUUUUCUGCAGCAUGUUGGAGUCGGCAGUGAGGAAGACAAGCGAUUCUGUCACACUGGACCUGUUGACCUACGCAGACUUGGAGCUGCUGCGGAACAGGAAAGCGGGGGUGGUGGGUCGCCCUCGAGGCCACCCGCAGUCGUCGGCGCUCACCGCCAAACGUUACCUUAUUCUCAUCUACACCGUGGAGUUUGACAGGAUACACUAUCCUUUACCGCUGCCCUACAUCGGCAAGCCCGACCCGGCCGCUCUGCAGAAGGAAAUCCGGAGCCUCAGGGCAGAACUUAGCGCGCUAACCUCUCAGGGGGUCGGCAAGUCCGCGGAACUCGAAAUCCAUCGCUUGCGAGCGGAGCUGGCCCUGAUGAAGGAGGAGAAAGAGGCCAUCGCCAAAGUCCUGGAGCGUCUUCAGCUCGGCAGAAGCGCUUCCACCCCCGCCGGACCUACCGAGUGGAGAGGUCGGGAUGCGGUGAGGACGCUGGAGGAGCAGCUGCUCAAAGAGAAGGCCAAGAGUCAGCACUCGGCCAGCAAACGAUGCCAGGAGCAGCGACUCAUGAUGGAGCAGCUGGAUGAGCUGAGAGCGUCGGAGUGCGCGCUACGGCUUCACGUCAAGAGUCUCACCAACGAACUGGCGCUGCUACGCAGAAGCAGAGGGACGCCCGUGUCCGGAUGCGCAGACAUUUAUCGCUCGCGCAACCCUGUCAGGGGUCGCUCGGGAUCCAGAGAACGGCGAGGCGACCGAGCGCAAAGGUCCGCGGAAAGAGGAACGAGAGUGGACUCGGCGGGGCCGCGCGCCGUCGUGCGAAGGUCAUCGCCUUCUCCCACAGGGUCUCGAGCUCCUCGCUUUGACCCGACGGCGUACAUCCAGGACAGACAGCGGCGCUUAAGAGAAUCCGAACUCAAAAAACAGUUAAAGGUGCGACGAGACUUGAUGGUGUCGCCGUCCAUGCUACCCGAACGAGGCCGUUCCCGCUCCAGAGAGGCUUGUCCUCGGUUACGUCGAUCCGGCAGCCGAGGUCGGAGUUUGUCGGUGGAGCGGCGGGGGAGCGGGAACUCCUCGGAGAGCUCUCUGCUGGAUAUGGAGGAAAUGACCAAGGCGCUGUUCAGGGGAAGGAAACGGACCUUCAACGGCCCCGGUGUGUCCAGAGGUAGCCUGAUUACCCGGAAGCCAUUAAGCAGCACUCCAACGUACAGAAUGAAGGAUAAAGACGGCUCCAUGGACACCGGCGCGGAGUUGUCGGAGAUAGAUGCCAGGCUUCAGGCCCUGCAGGAGUGCAUGAGGGACUUGGACACGGGAUAUUGA